Molecule: messenger RNA, 870 nt
Organism: Aspergillus welwitschiae
Lineage: Eukaryota; Fungi; Ascomycota; Eurotiomycetes; Eurotiales; Aspergillaceae
Product: DUF4396 domain-containing protein
Exons: 2
Coding region: 142-786 (214 amino acids)
Source: RefSeq, a predicted model, not a curated record
CUUCUUUCCACCCCGGAGAUAAGCGGGAGACAACUUAAUCAGGAAUGCGUCUUUUUCGCGUGAAAAAAAGAACUUCAAAGACAAGAUGAGAAGAGCCACUCCUACCACAGAGACUUCCCCAGAUUGUGACCUUCUUCCACCAUGACUCUCAAAACGAUCCAUAGAACGAGUUCGAUUCUUCGGAUAAAUCUUCCCACUCGCCUCUUCUCCAUCCUCUCCCCAGCACAAGCCUGCCGAUCCACCCAGACCCCAAGCUGUCACAAACCAUCCUCAGACACCGGAAAUACUACAUCAUGUUCAACAACCACAGGACCACCACAGUCCCAAAAUCAUCUCACCUUCAAGUUCUGGACGAGCAAGUCUGCCUGGAAGCGCGCCAGCAUCAACACCCUCCGCUGCCUCGUCGGCUGCACACUGGGUGAUUUCUCCGCUUUAUGGAUCCUCCAAACCUACUAUCCCCAUCUAGGAAUGGGCCUCAUAAUGGGUGCCUCAAUGGCCUCAGGAAUAACCACCUCCGUCAUCCUUGAGACCGUCCUUCUCCGCCGAGGUGCGGACCAACUCUCCUGGCCAGCGGCUGCCCGCACCGCCAUGGGAAUGAGUAUGGUGUCGAUGCUGGCCAUGGAGACGGCGGAGAAUCUGGUCGAUUAUCAUCUCACGGGAGGGAUGGUGAAUAUCGCUGACCCAAUGUUUUGGACUGCUGCGGCUACGUCCAUGGCGGCGGGUUAUUUGGCGCCGUUGCCGUAUAAUUAUUUUCGGCUGAGGAAGUUUGGGAAGGCUUGUCAUUGAUGAAUCAGUGUUUUGAUGUAGUCUAAUAUAUGUAUUUAUAUUUUUUGCGCUUGUAUGUAUGUCUAUUUCCUACUGAUCGGAGAU